AUGAAUCGGGUUAUGCUGCUCGCGCGAACUUCGACAUCGGUAACUUCAACAACCACGACCAAGUACACCACCGCCACAAUCGCCGCACCAUCUGGCUUCGUCCCCAUCAAAGAAGUCCAAGGCUACGUCGCCAGAGUCAAGGCCCGAGGUCCCGUGCCAAGAGCUACAACCGCAUAUCUCCAGCGCAUCGACUGCACCAAGAAGAUUCCCUCCACUACGACCAAGACUAUAACCACCACUGUCAAGGGAGCGCGAAUCACCCUCAAGCCCAAGACUGUUACGAAGAAGACUACGAGUAUCUUUGUCAUCACGGUAACGGAGUAUGGACCGCAGGUUACGGAGACGGAGACUGAGACUUUUACUGCGUUGAGGGUUAAUCUUGCUCAGAGGACUCAGACCCAGACAAUUCCCGAGACCGUCACCGUUGAAUCCAUCGUCCCAGCCGAUCCAUCCUACGCCGCCUGCUCCGCCAACAAUCUCGCCAGCACGGCCAACGGCGGCAAGAGAAUUGCCGACUUUAGCGCUUGGAAAGAAUAUAAAACCAUUUCUGUCUCUGGCCUCAAGAGCGCUUAUUCGUGCUGUGUCGAGUGUCAGAAGAAGCAGAACUGCUUGAUGAGUCGCUCAAGUGCGGGUGGUGCAACGUGCUGGCUGUACUUGACGCCUAGUGAUGAUGCUUGUUCGGCGCAGGUUAACUGGUUGACGUAUCGCACUGAUAAUGGUGCUAGUGUGGAGUGGACUUAUAGCAAUGGACCUUGUGGGAGGGCUGUUAAUGGGCGGGAGUCAUCUUGA
Molecule: messenger RNA, 789 nt
Organism: Fusarium musae
Lineage: Eukaryota; Fungi; Ascomycota; Sordariomycetes; Hypocreales; Nectriaceae
Exons: 2
Coding region: 1-789 (262 amino acids)
Source: RefSeq, a predicted model, not a curated record